This is a messenger RNA of Otolemur garnettii (small-eared galago), 476 nucleotides long. It is a transcript of the gene SCRG1, whose product is annotated as stimulator of chondrogenesis 1. Lineage: Eukaryota; Metazoa; Chordata; Mammalia; Primates; Galagidae. Bases 1 to 297 code for a protein of 98 amino acids. The transcript has 2 exons. The record is from RefSeq and is a predicted model, not a curated record.
AUGAAGUUUCUGGUAUUCGCUGUCAUCAUUGGGUUACCUUUGCUGCUCAGAAUCCAAGCGGUGCCUGUAAACCGUCUCUCCUGCUACAGAAAGAUACUAAAAGAUCGCAACUGUCACAGCCUUCCAGAAGGCAUGCCUGACUUUACACAGCUGGACGCAAACGUCCAGGGUCACUUCUGGGAUGGAAAAGGAUGUGAGAUGACAUGUUACUGCAAUUUCAGCGAAUUGCUCUGCUGUCCGAAAGAUACCUUCUUUGGACCAAAGAUCUCUUUUGUGAUUCCUUGCAACGAUCCCUGAGAAUCUUCAUGUAUUCCGGAGAACACCAUCCCUAAUUUCCCGCAAAUAACACUAUAUCAGUGUAACUGCAUUUCCAGUUUCUAUGCAGUGCAAUAAAGCACAGCUUCUAUAAUUUUGCACUUGUCCAAGACAAGUGUACCUGUGUUCAACAAGUAGUAAUAAAAGUUUAGUUCAAUCUA